This is a messenger RNA of Phalacrocorax carbo (great cormorant), 6114 nucleotides long. The record is from RefSeq and is a predicted model, not a curated record. Lineage: Eukaryota; Metazoa; Chordata; Aves; Suliformes; Phalacrocoracidae.
CGCCUCGCCUCCCCCGCCCGGUCUGCAAGCGCCCGGCGCUGCUGCCGGCUUCACCCUGCCCCGGGCUCGCCUCGUCCCACAAAGCCUCCUCCUCCUCCUCCUCCUCCUCCUCCUCCUCAUCCGGCGGCACCUGACGCGCGGGGCUCCCGACCCCCCCCCCCCCCACCCCGGGGCCGGCCCACCCCUCCCUCCCUCCCCCUGCCCCUCCCGGAGCUCUCCCGUAGGAGCGGGAAGGCGAGCGGAGCCGCCGAGCGCUGCCCAGCGCAGCCCCCCGGAGCAUGCGAGGGCAGCGGGGGCGCACCGACCUCGCUGCCCCCCCGGGAGGGCCGGCGGCGGGGCCGAGCGGCGGCGAGAGCCGGUGGCGGGGCGGGGGGGCGGCGUGAAGCGGGCUGGGGCGCGGGGGGGGGGGGACGAGGAGCAGCGCGUCCUGCCCGCCCCCCACCCCUCCAUCCCUCCAUCCCGGCUGGGGGCAGCGAGCCCUGCCCCGGGGCGGGGGGUCAGGGGGGGCAGCGAGGUGCUGAGCGAGCCUCGGAGGGUGCUGCGGGGAUCAUGCCGGGGAGGCUGAGCCUCGGCAUCGCUUUCUCCUCGCCCUCCAUGGAGCCCGGACCUUUUCUACAAUGACUUUCCCUGAGCUGAGCAAUGGCAGCUUGAGUGGGAACCGGACGGGACAGGGCAGCCAGAGCGGUGCCAACCGGUCCUGGGGGCUGCAAGGAGAGGAGACCCCCGAGGGCAACGACACCACGCUGACUUUCGCCUUGGACGUGCAGGCGGUGGGCGUCGGGGUCUUCCUGGCUGUCUUCAUCCUCUCAGCCAUCGUGGGGAACAUCCUCGUCAUCCUCUCGGUGGCUUGCAACCGGCACCUGCAGACAGUCACCAACUACUUCAUCGUCAACCUGGCCAUUGCUGACCUGCUGCUCAGCACCACCGUGCUGCCCUUCUCGGCCACCUUGGAGGUGCUGGGCUUCUGGGUGUUUGGGCGCAUCUUCUGCAACAUCUGGGCAGCAGUAGACGUGCUGUGCUGCUCCGCCUCCAUCAUGAGCCUGUGUAUCAUCUCCGUGGACAGGUACAUCGGUGUCAAGUACUCUCUCAAGUACCCCACAAUCAUGACCGAGAGGAAGGCGGGGGUCAUCCUCGUGGUGGUCUGGCUCUCAUCCAUGGUCAUCUCCAUCGGGCCACUGCUGGGAUGGAAGGAGCCGCCACCGCCAGAUGAGAGCAUCUGUAGCAUCACAGAGGAGCCGGGCUAUGCCCUGUUUUCCUCCCUCUUCUCCUUCUACCUGCCCCUUAUGGUCAUCCUGGUGAUGUACUUCAGGAUCUACGUGGUGGCCAGGCGGACCACCCGGAGCUUGGAGGCAGGGGUCAAGAAGGAGAGGAAUAAAUCUAUGGAAGUGGUACUGCGCAUCCACUGCCGCAGUGUGCUGGAGGAGCCUCUCUCCAGUACCCGGAGCAAGGGGCACAACUUCAGGAGCUCCCUCUCCGUGCGGCUCCUCAAGUUCUCCCGUGAGAAAAAAGCAGCCAAGACUCUUGCCAUCGUUGUGGGUGUUUUCAUCCUCUGCUGGUUCCCCUUCUUCUUUGUCCUGCCUUUUGGUUCUUUCUUCCCAUCUCUGAAGCCCUCCGAAAUGGUCUUCAAGGUCAUCUUCUGGCUGGGAUACUUCAACAGCUGUGUGAACCCCAUCAUCUACCCAUGCUCCAGCAAAGAGUUCAAGAGAGCUUUCAUCAGGCUGCUCAAGUGCCAAUGCCACCGGAGAAGACGGCCCAUCUGGCGUGUCUAUGACCACCACUGGCGAGGAGCCUCCAUGAACAGCUCAGUGCAAGACUCUGAGACAGACCUGAGGCCCAGGAUUAACACCCUGAACAGCUCAUUCAUAUUUAACUCCUCCUUGCAGGAGAGAGACAGUAAGAGGCGAACACUCAGCUUCAAGGGCUGGAAAAUGCUCACUCCUUUCCAGAAACCAGCAUCCACCCAGCUGAAGGAGAAGAUGAACAGCCUUUCUAAUAAAAUCCGGGGUGGCUCCAGCAAAGGGGGGGUGACAGCCACAUACAAAACAGAGGUGGAGUCUGUCUCUAUCGGGAUCCCCCAUGACUUCGCGGAAACCAUUGACUAUCAAACCUAUGACUUAACAGACUGCUGUGGGCUGCGAGAAACAGAUAUUUGAAGCCACUGGGACAGCUGUUGAUGGUUUCUUUUGAGGUAUCUAGCAGAAACAUGAAGGGAUACCAUCUGUGGGUCUGUCAGGCAGACUGGAAGCAGCAAUCAGGUAUAAAAUGCAGUUGCCCAAAGGUUAUACAAGCAUCCCCCACAUGGAGGUCAACUCCUUCUCUGCAAUUAUGGGUUCCUUAAAUAAGAGCCAAUGGCAUAUCCCAUUUUAAUAAGCCACAGCAGGAGGGGAAGAUGUGGGGUGGAUAUGGCCUUAGGACAAGAGCUGUUUCCUCCAUAGGAUGGUUAUCUUUGACUUUGGAAGAAGCUGUGCAAUUAAGGGAAACUAGGAUGUCUCCUUUGCCUUAAAAACACCACCACAGAAUCUAAUAGAAAGAUCAAACCCCAAAAGAUGCCAACCCUGCCUUAGUCCAUGUGAUCACGUUUCCAUCCAGAGGCAGCACCCAGAAAGGAUGCUGCCGAGCAGUAGCUGGCAGCUGAUCCUUUAGAUAAUAGGUUGGGAGCUUGUAGGUCUACAGGGCUGGGCAGGACCUCCAGCCGAGGCCUUUGCUUUGGUGGGUGAGCAGAUUGUGGUUCUCCCAACCAGGGUUCAGGACAUCCUGGCUCUCAGCCAUCAUGUCUGCAGUGAUCACACAGCUUUGCCCCUUCCAUGUAAACUGGUUUUAGGCAAGAGCAGUCCAGAUAUGUACACUGAUGCCAACGUGUGUGCGGGCCUCUUCUCAAAGUCCAAUCUGAGAUGCAUUUCUCAUUUCACUUUCCAGUGAAAUACUUUCAACCCACCUUCCUCUAGUGCACACACCUCUGUGAUACAGAAGAAAGGAACUCCUUUUGGUGUUGGCCAUCCCCAGCCUUCUUAUAUCCCCCUCUUGCUCUUAUUUGCUGUCUCUCUCAGCAUGGAAUAAAGAUGCAUCCUAGGGGCUUCACUCAGGUCCUUACUGAACCCACGCGGUGGCUCAGGAAAGACAAGAUGGCUGAGUUUGGGGCACCUUUCUACUACCCAUAGAGUCAAAGCUAAAACGGAGCUGACAUGCACUUGGAGCUCCCUUGUGUAGAUGCAUCUUCUCCCUGGUCAGGGUCAUGCUCAUGACUCUUCCCACAAGUGGUUUCCCACAGGCCUGAUGCAUCAAAACCUUCCGUGGCUAACAACAGUUGCCCUUGGUUAUGCCCACUAACAUGGUAAAGCAAUGUUGGUAAGGGGGUGUUUCGCUCUUCUCAUAGCCCCAGAGUGUAAGGUCCCCUCAGAAGGGCACCAUGGGCUCUUGCGGGGACCGCAGGGAGGCUGGAGCCAUAACAGGCUCAUCUCAACCAAGUUCACACACCCCAUGCCCACAGUCACCCAAACUCUGCUUGGCCAUGUAUUUCAGGCACUGGUUUUAUCUAAUUUCAGACAAGCAAUGAGCCACAAAGAGACAUCAUUAGAUUAAGCUGAGGGCAGAGGCAUGAGACACAUAGGAGAUGGAGGCAAAGUCUGGAUCUGAGAUGCAGUGUCUCAAGCCAGGUGAGUAAAGAACAGCAACACAAAGUUGAGAGGUGGAGACAUGACACUGAAUGUGUCCUGGGUGGAAACUCAUCCACAUUAGCACUGUCCCCCAAACCCAUUAGGAGUCUUUCAUGAAUGUGCCUACAGCACAUCAAGCUAAUCCUCUUAAGCAUGGCUGUAAAAGGAGAUGAAAGGCUACUAGGGAUAUAAAAAAGAAUGACACCUUUCUUUAUGCUGUUCAUUUGCUUUAAAGGAAAUCAAAACAGAGGAAAAGUUGGACUUCUUUUAAUUUUUACUUCUUCAUACAGUGCAUACUAAGAUAUGAUAUCUGGAGUUGGCCCUGUCUCAACACCCUUAACACCCUUCUGCCCUUUACUCAGUGCCAGACCCCAAACUGGAUGAAUUUCUGCAUGAAGACCUGCAGAUUUUGUCUGAAUAUUUUCCUCCCAGCAGUACAUCCCACCAAGGCACAUGGGCAGCAUUGCACUUACACUGAACCCAGUCUCAUUACUGCUGCAUGUUUGCCAGCGUCUGCAAAAUCAGCCAGAGGUUGCCAGCUUGAGAGGUUCAGCCCUACCAAAGCAAGGGCCCAAUAUGCCGUGGGAACCUCUGUGAGGAAGUGCAUCUCUUUUUUCCCCAUUUCUUUGGCCUUCAAGGAAAGCAAGACCCCACAGUGAUGAUGGGCUGACACAGACAGUCAUUUUGCAGUGGAAGGACUGCGGCUGCCACUGGCUUCCUGGGUGUUUUUGCAAUCCUGAUGGGAGAGCACACUGCUGGCACUGGGGAGUAGCAGAGAAGGAAUCAGGGAGAGGACCAUUGCUGAAGAGCAGAAAUGCCUUGAAGGUCCUCCUGGAAGGUUACUCCUCCCACUGUCCACCCACCUCUUGGGAUGCAUGUGCACACACGCCACUGUUGGAAGGAGUAAAUGCACCCAGACCUGCAUUUUUGGCCCCUGGUGACACUGCUUUGCAGGUUUAGCACACACAAGUCCAUAAUGUAAGCAAUUUGGGGGCAGUUUAGGAUGAGCUGAUACACAUAUAAUCAGAAGUGAAAGUCUAGUCAAGGGGGAAGAUGGACAUUUACCGUUAAAUGCUCUCUGAUGCUCAGGAGAAGCUUUUUCUGGUGUCUUUCCACAGUCAGACACCCACAGCAUACAGUAACGUGUGCAUCCAUGGCCAUACAGAUACACAUACACACGUUACUACAUUUAUAUAUAUAUCAUUUCCAAAACAGCAGACAUCCUGCUAUAAAUGGGGACUUUGAAGGGCCUCUUAGCAGUUGCUGGCAAGCCAUUUAUUCCCAAGAAUGAGCGGAAAUCAUUGAUUACACUUGUCCCUGAUCAUUCAAAUACGCUUCUUUCUUUUUUUUUUUUUUAAUCCAAUUUUGAAAUAUUUACAUUUACAACCUCCAGCCCCUUGAAAGCAUCCAGAAGGGAAAGAAAGAUUAGUCUGGGGGUUUCCUGCCUCUCCAUCCCAAUUCUUUACAGACCUACAAGGGAGAAAAUGUGGAUAAGGUCUGUUUAAGCACACAUAUGCAUACACACACAUAAAUGAUGCCCGAACUUUGGCUCAUUUACUUUCCUCCAUUGCAGCUGUGUCUGCCUUUGAUCAAGCCCUGAGAGAUGCCCUAGAAGGUGCUGUAGGAAAGUCCUGAGCUCUGCUGUGCUGCAUUCAGGCAAAAUACUUGUUUCUUACCUAAGCCAAGCACACCACACACACCCCCGCCCCGUCAUUUAACAUCUUGCAACAAGAGGCAAUGCCAGGGCUGGACUCUGAGGCUCUACAUGUAAAGCUUCAUUUAGAGUAGACAGGGCUGCCUUUGCUGGCAGGGGAGGAAGGACAAUGUUGUAUGAAAUAUGACCUGAGUGUCUAAAAAUGUGCAUUUGUCUUUGAUUCCCUCGAUCUCCAAGCUCUCCUAAGUUUGGAAAAAUGGGCUCAGACCUUCAGGAGGUAAAUUUGGUCUGAUCCCGCUGACUUCUCUGGACCCACAAGAGUGUGACUAGCUGAGGGUAUGGUCCCAUUUCUCCAAAUUUGCCAAGCAGGCCUUUUCCCAAAGCACCCGUACCUUGGUUAUCCAGCAGCUCCCACCUCAUCGCGCUGGCUUUGUGUCAAUAUUGCAUCAUCAGACCUCACUGCUUCGACAAACCGAGUGUGCAGGAUGGUGAACAGCAGCUUUUUAUGUCAGUAGACUCUCAUGAGUCCUAUUUAAGGGGUAAGGAAGGUCCCUGUCAGCCUGAGCUGGACUGCAGUUGGGUUGCAUUACUAUUGUUUACAGUGUGUAUAUAAGUGUACAUUUUCUUUAGCAGACAUUGGAAUUUUUUAUGUAUAGAUUUUUAUUUUUCAUCCCCAGAUGUAUUUAUUAGCCAGAGUAUUUCUGUUCUGUGAUUCAAGUUCCAUCAGGUUGAUGUAAGCUCUAUGAAACAGAAUGCACAUAUUUUUGUUUGUUUGUACCAAAUACAUGCACAAACCUGUCUAAAACA